Molecule: messenger RNA, 990 nt
Organism: Pterocles gutturalis (yellow-throated sandgrouse)
Lineage: Eukaryota; Metazoa; Chordata; Aves; Pterocliformes; Pteroclidae
Product: gamma-tubulin complex component 4
Exons: 8
Biological process (GO): spindle assembly; microtubule nucleation; cytoplasmic microtubule organization
Cellular component (GO): centrosome; equatorial microtubule organizing center; gamma-tubulin complex
Molecular function (GO): gamma-tubulin binding; microtubule minus-end binding
Source: RefSeq, a predicted model, not a curated record
CAUCUUUGGAAACUGAUGGUGGAGGAAUCAGAUUUACUAGGACAACUGAAGAUUAUAAAAGACUUUUACCUUUUGGGAAGAGGCGAGCUGUUCCAGGCCUUCAUUGACACUGCACAGCACAUGUUAAAGACACCGCCUACGGCUGUAACUGAGCACGAUGUCAACGUUGCAUUUCAGCAGUCUGCUCACAAGGUACUGUUAGAUGAUGACAACCUUCUUCCUCUGCUUCACUUAACCAUUGAGUAUCAUGGGAAGGAGCACAAAGAUACUUCUCAGACUCGUGAAGGGCCUUCUCGGGAGCUAUCUCCACGUGAAGCCCCCGCAUCCGGGUGGGCAGCUCUGGGCCUUUCUUACAAAGUUCAGUGGCCGCUGCACAUUCUCUUCACUCCUGCUGUUCUGGAGAAGUACAACGUUGUGUUCAAAUACCUGCUGAGCGUGCGACGAGUCCAGGCUGAGCUACAGCACUGCUGGGCUCUCCAGAUGCAACGCAAACACCUGAAAUCCAACAGAACUGAUGCCAUCAAGUGGCGUCUGAGGGAUCACAUGGCUUUCCUUGUGGACAAUCUUCAGUAUUAUCUGCAGGUGGAUGUACUGGAAUCUCAGUUCUCGCAGCUGCUGCAGCAGAUAAAUGCCACGCGAGAUUUUGAGAGUAUACGAUUGGCUCAUGAUCAUUUCUUAAGUAAUCUGUUGGCUCAGUCCUUCAUCCUCCUAAAACCUGUUUUCCACUGCUUGAAUGAAAUUCUGGAUCUUUGUCACAGCUUCUGUUCUCUGGUCAGCCAGAAUCUGGGCCCGUUAGAUGAACGCGGAGCUGCACAACUCAGCAUUCUGGUGAAGGGAUUCAGUCGUCAGUCAUCACUUCUCUUCAAGAUCCUCUCUAGUGUUCGCAACCAUCAGAUAAACUCUGACUUAGCUCAACUGCUGCUACGCUUGGAUUACAACAAAUACUACACCCAGGCUGGAGGAACCUUGGGCAGGUACGAAGAUCUUUAG